Molecule: messenger RNA, 3317 nt
Organism: Andrographis paniculata
Lineage: Eukaryota; Viridiplantae; Streptophyta; Magnoliopsida; Lamiales; Acanthaceae
Product: synaptotagmin-5-like
Exons: 14
Coding region: 548-3019 (823 amino acids)
Molecular function (GO): lipid binding
Source: RefSeq, a predicted model, not a curated record
GAUGGAAAAUCCCAGAAAAUUAGGGACCACAUAAUUCAUGGAUAUGCACUUUCUUUUACUGUGCAUAGACAAUAAAGAACAUUUGGGGAAUUUUCAAUCGCACAAACCUCCAUGUGUUUCUUGUUCAUACUUUUAAACUGAGUCUUCUUCAGCACGUUGACUAGGAAAUUCAUGUUCGAUGCUGAAGAGCUGCUUCUCUUUUUUCUUUUUAGUUUCCAUUCGUAACUUUGAUUCCAUGCGUAUGGUUUGGAUUUUGUAAUACCUUUUCAUAUUCAGAUGCCAAAUUUGAACAAACAAACAAACAAACGAACGACCGGAAAUCGCGUAGUCUGAAUUCUUAAUGUGCCUUUUGUUUUGUCCCGAGGUUUGAUUAUUACGGUUAGUUGGGUCACUAUGAGUUAACAAACUGCAGAUGAACUGUUCGACCUUUUUCCUAAGAGUGAUCGGAGUCCUAGGCUACUGAUUUCUUAUAACUAUGGUGAACCUCGGAUAGCUUUGAAGUUUUCCGCUUUUAUUGCCCAUCAAAAUAGUGUCGUGAGGACUGGAGAUGGGCAGAACGAAGAAGAAUUUAUAUGACUGGCAUGAAGCAAUGAAAUCUUUGAGCGCUUUGUUGGAGGAGCAGCCUUUACUUCCAUUUGUAGUUCCUCUGUUGCUGGUUCUUUGGGCCAUUGAGAAGUGGUUUUUCCAUCUCUCCAAUUGGGUUCUUCUUGGUCUUGCUUUGUGGACUACAAUUCAGUAUGGAAAUUAUCAACGGCGAAACAUACUGGAAGACUUGAACAAGAAAUGGAUGCAGAUAACCCUACAGACUUUACCAGUAACACCAUUAGAACACUGUGAAUGGACAAACAAGCUCUUAAUUGAAAUUUGGCCAAAUUAUAUCAGCCCAAAGUUGUCUUCAAGGUUUGCAUCAAUUGUUGAGAGGCGUUUGAAGGACAGGAAAUCAAGGCUAAUUGAAAAGAUUGAGUUGCAAGAAUUCUCACUCGGUUCCCGCCCUCCUCUAUUGGGUCUACAUGGAACUCGCUGGGCAACUUCAGGUGAUCAGCUGAAACAGCAAUUCAUGCGCUUCAGUUUUGACUGGGACACGGAAGCUGUAAACAUCAUUUUGCUCGCUAAGUUGGCUACGCCAUUAAUGGGAACAGCUAGAAUCGCCGUCAACAGCAUCCACAUCAAGGGUGAUAUUAAAUUUAUUCCAAUAUUAGAAGGAAAAGCAAUACUAUACUCAUUUAUUUCGACUCCUGAGGUGAGAUUGGGUGUUGCUUUCGGAAGUGGAGGAAGCCAGUCUCUACCUGCAACGGAGCUACCGGGUGUUUCUUCAUGGCUGGUAAAACUUGCUGUUAGUACAUUGAAUAAGAGGAUGGUGGAGCCUCGACGCCAGUGUCUCACUUUACCAGCUAAAGAUUUGCAUAAGAAAGCACUGGUUGGUGCAUUACAUGUUGCCGUGAUAUCAGCUAACAAACUCUCUGUUGCUGCCUUGAAGAGCAGUGCUUCAAUGAAACAAACAAAAUCUUCACCAGAUACUCUCACAGAAGAUCACAUCGGUCCCCAAGAGCUUCAAACAUUCUUAGAGAUUGAACUCGGGGAGCUAACAAGGCGAACAAGCGCGAGACCAGGUUCUAAUCCAAAGUGGGAUGCAGAAUUCAAUCUGAUCCUGCAUGACAGCGCAGGAACCCUUAAGUUCAAUCUCUAUGCUUAUGAUCCUGGAAGUGUUAGGUACAACUUUCUUACAAGUUGUGAAGUUCGGAUGAGGUAUGUCCCGGAUGACUCGACCAUAUUUUGGGCCAUUGGACCUGAUUCCUCCAUGCUUGCCAAGCAUGCUGAGUUCUAUGGGAAGGAAAUUGAAAUGACAGUUCCAUUUGAGAAUUCUGAUUCGGGAGAGUUGACAGUGAGGCUUGCUCUUAAAGAGUGGCAGUUUUCUGAUGGUUCACAUAGCAUGUCUAGUUUUGGCACAAGCUCUAGCAGUUCGCCAACUGGAUCAUCAAACCAGUUGUCCAGGACUGGAAGGAGAAUCUGCAUCACGGUGGUAGAAGGCAAGGACCUUAUUGUUAAGGAUAAAGUUGGGAAAUCGGCUUAUGUUAAACUGCAGUAUGGAAAGGCCAUUAAAAAGACAAAGGUCAUCCAUUCCUCCAACCCGGCAUGGAAUCAGAAGUUCGAAUUUGAUGAAUUAAGUGGUGAAUAUUUGAAGAUAAAAUGCCACACUGAAGAGACAUUUGGGGAUGAGUUCAUUGGCAGUGCACGCCUGAGUUUGGAAGGACUUGUAGAAGGCUCAGUUAGAAAUUGUUAUGUACCCCUCGAGAAGGUCGAUUCCGGAGAGCUUUGGCUUCAGAUGGAAGCAUUCAAAGCUGAAGACAAUGAAAACUCAAAGGCAAGUUUAGCUAAUGGUUGGAUCGAAGUUGUUAUAAUCGAAGCCAGAGAUUUGGUUGCUGCUGAUCUUCGAGGAACAAGUGAUCCAUACGUGAAGGUACAAUAUGGGAAUUUGAAGAAAAACACUAAGGUUGUGUACAAAACACUGAAUCCCAAAUGGCAUCAAACCUUGGACUUCCCAAACGAUGGAAGCCCCCUCACAUUGUAUGUUAAAGAUCACAACACACUGAUGCCGACAUCCAGCAUAGGCGAGUGCGUCGUUGAAUACCAGAUGCUGCCGCCCAACCAGAUGGCCGACAAAUGGAUACCGUUACAAGGAGUGAAACGGGGAGAGAUUCACGUCCAAGUCACAAGAAAAGUCCCGGAACUGGAGAAGAAGCCGAGCACUGAUCCUGGAUCAUCCCCGUCCGAUGUUCGCCAUCACAUUUCCAAUCAGGUGAAGGAGUUGAUGUCGAAGCUUCGAUCUCAGAUUGAGGAAGGCGACGUUGACAGAGUCCUGGAGUCUCUGAGCGAGCUGGAAACCCUCCAGGACACUCAGGAGGAAUUCAUGGUACAGCUGGAGAUGGAGCAGAUGCUGAUGCUGAACAAAGUAAACGAGCUGGGACAGGAGAUACUUAACUCUUCAUCACCUCUGAGCAGAGCCACCUCCAUUACUUGAACUCCUCACACGAUCAUUUUGGCUGUCAUCGUCAUUACAUAAUCAAGAAAUCCUUUGUCGUCAAUUGUACAAAUACUUCUUCUGUUGUCUGUCAAUUCUCAUCUCUUAAUACUACAAUUUGGCUUCAAAUACUACAUACCCAAAUUCUACAAAUAGAUGGAUAUGCAUGUAUAAUUUGUUCCUGUUUCGUCUUCUUAGAGUUCAAGAUUCUACAAACAAACUAAAGGGAGGCCAAGUUGGUGACAAUUUCAUUUCGGCAGCAACUUUGAACGACAAUUAAACUGAAAUUUAACAUAAC